Molecule: messenger RNA, 2318 nt
Organism: Paramisgurnus dabryanus
Lineage: Eukaryota; Metazoa; Chordata; Actinopteri; Cypriniformes; Cobitidae
Product: sterol 26-hydroxylase, mitochondrial-like
Biological process (GO): glucocorticoid biosynthetic process; C21-steroid hormone biosynthetic process; cortisol metabolic process
Cellular component (GO): mitochondrial inner membrane
Molecular function (GO): monooxygenase activity; oxidoreductase activity, acting on paired donors, with incorporation or reduction of molecular oxygen; heme binding
Source: RefSeq, a predicted model, not a curated record
CCCACCUCCCUCUCCCUCCUGAGUGCAACAGGAUCGUAGUUUUCCACAUUCUUUCCACUGCUUCCAUGAUGGCUGUUCAUCUCGCAGUGAGCUCUGCAAGAAGAAAUGGAUUUGUUUUCCUCAGGUCCAGCACAGGAGCUAUGGACAUCAGAAGGCGGCCAGUGGGUAAUGCAAGUGCUGCCGUUACUGAUCAGGACACCCAGAGGAAACUCAAGACUGCAUCUGAUCUCCCAGAGAUCACAACCUUUAGAAUGUUAUGCAGACUGUUCUUUAAAGGGUAUCUCAAUCGCAUGCAUGAGCUGCAGUUAUACGAGAAACAGCUUUAUGGUCCCAUGUACAAUGUGAACGCUGGAAACUUCAAGGCUAUUUCAAUAAACAGCGUUGAUUUACUGGAGGAACUGCUCAGAAAAGAUGAAAAGUUUCCCUCUAGAGGAGACAUGACUCUGUGGACAGAAUACCGUGACAAGAGAGGCAUCGGCUACGGCCCCUUUACAGAAGAAGGAGAAAAAUGGUACAAGCUGCGCGCUGUGCUGAACAAACGUAUGCUUCAUCCAAAAGAAUCGGUUCAGUAUGGGGAUGUGAUUAAUGAGGUGGUCACAGAUUUCAUCAAAAGGAUUUACCAUCUGCGUGAGGUCAGCCCCUCUGGUGAUUUGGUCUCUGAUCUGACCAAUGAACUUUACCGCUUUUCUCUCGAAGGCAUAUCAUCUAUUCUGUUUGAGACACGCAUUGGUUGCCUGGAGAAAGAGAUCCCUGCCGAGACACAAGAUUUUAUUGACUCCAUUGCACAAAUGUUCACCUACAGCAUGCCUGUAGUAAUGCUGCCAAACUGGACUCGUGAUUACUUACCAUUUUGGCGACGGUACCUCAAUGGCUGGGAAGGCAUAUUUAAAUUUGCUGCUAAACUGAUUGACAUGAAGAUGGAGGAUAUUCAAAAGCGUGUGGAUGCUAAUCAGGAGGUUGCUGGGGAGUACCUCACCUACCUGCUUUCUAAUGUCAAGAUGUCCAAUAAAGACGUUUAUGGAAGCAUUGCUGAACUGCUGUUGGCUGGAGUGGACACAACCUCCAACACUAUGUUGUGGACCUUGAAUCUGCUAUCGAGAGACCCACAAGCUCAAGCUACUCUGUAUGAGGAGGUAAACCGCAUCGUACAGGGUGACAGAGUCCCGACUGCGCAGGAAGUCAACAGCAUGCCUUACCUAAAAGCUGUCAUUAAAGAAGCACUAAGAAUGUAUCCUGUGGUCACCAUGAAUUCUCGUAUCAUGGCAGAAAAUGAUGUGGUCAUUGGUGGACACUUUUUCAAUAAAAGGACAACAUUCACAAUUUGCCACUAUGCGAUAAGCAAUGAUGAGAAGGUGUUUCCAGAACCAAGAAAGUUCAAACCCGAACGUUGGCUCCGAGAUGGCCGAGCCAGGCCCAACCCAUUUGGGUCGAUCCCAUUUGGAUUUGGAGUCAGAGGUUGUGUUGGUCGUCGCAUUGCUGAACUGGAAAUGUAUCUGGCUUUGGCCAGGAUAAUCAAGUUAUUUGAAAUCAGACCAGACCCAACAAUAGGUGAGGUUCAAGCAAUCAAUCGCACAGUGCUUGUGGCAGAUAGACAGGUCAACUUUCACUUUGUGGAGAGAUAAAACACACCAUCUCGGUCUUAGCUGAAGAAGACAGCUUAAGGGAUAGUUCACAGAAAAAAAAUUAUAAAUUCUGUCAUUAUUUACGCACAUUCUUGUUGUUCUAAACCUUUAUUCUGUUAUAUACAAAAGAAGAUAUUUUGAUAAAUAAUGAUAAGCACACAUUUGUGAUUAAAAAAGCAUAGAUUUGAAAAACUGUCUCAACUAAAUGUUUAGUUUGCACUAUACAUCUAAUAUUUCAAAUAUAAAGGUUUUUAUAUUUUGUAUUAUUAUAAUUAAAAUGUAUUUAUAUAUUUAUAAUAUGAAUUAUAUGAAAUAUAUUCUGUGUGAUGUUUCAUUGAUGUUUUACAAUUAUUUUACCAUGUCUAUUUUACAUUGUACAGUUGUCAUACAUUUUUAAGAAUUUUUUGUAAUGCUUUUCAGUACACUAAGCAUAUAGAUGAUGAAGAUCUGCCUGUGACAGAUAUGGAGAAUGACAAUAUAGGAGCACAGUCCAGUAUGUCAUUAAAUAGAUACCUUUAAAUGUAAUAUAUACAAAUAUAUUCCUUUUCUUUUUUGGGUGUGACACUGUUCCCUUUAAGGCCAUGGCUUUUUAGCAGUUGAAAAAGGCCACUAUACAGGUCUAAACAUAAUAUGUUUAUAUUGAGGGUCAAAAAGACAUUUUAGGAAAUAAAAAAGAUACCAUGAAAAAACUUAAAA